Messenger RNA from Clunio marinus, 4237 nucleotides. Lineage: Eukaryota; Metazoa; Arthropoda; Insecta; Diptera; Chironomidae. The record is from the annotation of a GenBank genome assembly.
GAGAGAGAAAAAAACAAUUUGCAAGUCCCUUCUGAAAAAGUUACAAACUUUAAAUUUAAAGCAAAAUCUGGAAAGGAGUUUAUAUAUAAGUAGUUAUUGCAAUCGAUUUUAGAGUAAAGUAACUCACAUGAUUAAACAAAUAACAAGUUUAGUUGAAAAACUGUGUUAAACCAUACAUUGGUAAAAAAAUCGAUUUUGAACGUGAAAUUUAGGAAAUUUAGUAGCAGCCACCUGGUGGAAGAGACUGUAUGCUAAAAAUAUCAUUGUCUAAAACAUCCUAAACCGUUACUGUAAACGAAAAAAAGCUACAAGCAAAUGAAAUAGAGGCGAGACUGAGAGAAUUAUCAGAUCUUUCUACGCAAAAUUUUAUAUUUCCCAAGUGAAAUGAAAAGGAAGCGCAGUAAUGUUGAUCAUGAUGACUUCAAUAAUGCAAAAAAUAUUCAAUGCAAUACCCAAAAUGGUAAUUUCAAACAACUAGAAAAUGAUCAAGAAUGUUGUGAUUCUAAAGUUCCAUAUGAAUUCAUCCUAACUCGUGAAAUUGCUGAAAAUGUUGUUUUAUGUGACAUUUCCGGAAAUUAUUGGAAGAUUGGAGCUCCCAUAGGAAAAGGAUCUUUUGGCGAGAUUUUUCUCGUUUCAAACGAUCCUUCACGUGCGGUCAAUGUAGAAAAUUCUAAGUAUGUAACAAAAAUAGAACCACACUCCAAUGGACCCUUAUUCGUGGAAAUUCAUUGUCUCAUGAAUGUAAACAAAUGCAACAAUGAAGAGGAUGAACAUAUAAUAGAAGAUCUUGUAGGAAUUCCAAAAUACAUAGCGUCUGGAUCACAUUACUUCAAUAACACUCGUUAUCGAUUUCUUAUCAUGCCGCGUUACAAAACUGAUUUGCAUUCCAUCAUUAAAAACAGCCGUUUAAAUCAGAAGCAUUUGCUCAUCAUUGCCACUCAAAUUAUUGACGUUUUAAAGCAACUUCAUAGUAAAAAUUAUGUUCAUUCUGAUAUCAAAGCUGAAAAUAUAAUGAUCGGUCAAUGUGAAUCUACUGUCAAUAGCAAUGAAUUCGAACGAAACGGAAAACAACCGUUGAGUGGAACAAAUCCCUUUCGUAGUUGUCGAUUAAGAAACUUUAGUUUAUUUAAUAACGAAUCUGAUAGACGCAAUUUACGUCCUAUACGAAGUAUCGCUUAUGCCAUGGUGGAUGAGAAUUCUAAAAGUUCACAUACUGUAAAUAGUGGCGAUGAAAGUGACGAGAAAGACGAGGAUUUCGAGUUGUCACCAAGAAAAAGAAAAGCACGUCGACAAGACAACAAAAAGAAAGGAAAUUUAAAGAAAAAAGCCUCAAGUAAUAAAAAUAUUGUGUUAAAUGCUGAAAAGUCCAGCAAGACAAGUUUUUCUAAUCAAGAAACAGAUGAUCGUGUUUUCAUUAUUGAUUAUGGACUCGCAACGAAAUUCAUUGACACAAAUGGAGAACACAAGCCUUUUUGUAUGGAUCAGAGAAGAGCUCAUGAUGGAACUUUAGAGUUUACAUCACGUGAUGCCCAUUUUGGUGUGCACUCACGAAGAAGUGACUUAGAAUGUCUUGGAUAUAAUUUGGUUUAUUGGAGUCAAGGUUUCUUACCAUGGAAGGAUGACAAAUUUAGAGAACAACCUGAAAUUGUUCAUCGUCUGAAAGAAUUCUUUAUGACUGAUGCAAAGGAAAUAAUGAAACUCUUGUAUGGAAAGAAUUGUCCUAAAUUCCUCGGAGAGUUCAUGCAUUAUGUAAGCCGUUUGGAAUUCGAUGAAGAACCAGAUUAUGAUUACUUAAAGGGAUUGUUCAAAAAGGAAUUCUUAAGACUUGGCUAUCAAGAGUCAGAUAUGAAACUAAACUUAAGUGAACUGAGAAAAGCCUGCAAGCCAAAUAGUAAGACUUUUUCAGAAACUGAAUUAAUGAUAUCGUCAAUCACAGACUUAAAAACUGCACGGCAACUUGGCUUUUUGAUUGCAACUGAUUCAACAGAUGACGUUGAGGUUUUAUCAAAACCAAAUGAUUCAAUUGUGAUGAAUCUUUCCUGCAAGUCUUCCCCAAAAAAUCUUCGAUCAAAUGGGAAAGCCAAAACCAAACGUGCGAAACGACAGCCGAAAGUUACUGAAAAGAAAUUAAUUGCCGAAAAGCUAGCACAAGGAAAGAAGCUUUCAAUCGCUGAAAUUUCAACUUUAGAUCCAGAUCAAAUUGCCAGAGAGAGAGCAAAUCGAGAAUAUGAAAAGUUCGAUGAAAAAAUUUAUUAUCAAACUCCUAGACGUUUUAAAGGAAAUCCAACUUAUGCUAUUUUGGAGAUUCAAAAUAAAAUGCGAAAUAGAUUAAGCACUGCUGCUCAUCCUCCUAUAAUUGCACCAUCAACGACAGCCGAUAUUGAACACAACAAAAAUACUGUUAAAAGUCAUGAUGAAAGAGAAAAUGACAAAUCAUUAAAUCAGUAUCGCUGUAGCGAACUGCAAUCAAAUCGAAAGAGUCGCGUUGAAAAGCAAACAAGAGCAGCAAGUAAUGUUAACAAAAGAAAAGAGAAAAAGCCUGAAAGAAAACAAAAAAGAGGAAAACAAAUGCUUAAAAUAAAAGAUGAUAUUUCUGCGUUAAAGGAUAAGGAAAUAACUGCUGUUGAGCAUAAAGAGACAAGAUUAAAGAAAAAUGUUAAAAGUAAGAUAAAAGAACUGCCACCGGUUCCGAUGGAAAUUUCUGAAUCAUCAAGCAACACUAGUGAAGACACCGCUCAAUUUGAACUAAAACGUAAGAGAAAACGUACGAAAAUUAUGCCAUCUGUAUUGAAGUCUUCAAUUGAAACAGAAGACGAUUCAGUUUAUUAUGAUAUCCCAGGUGAAGGCUCAAGUGACAGUAGCAGUUUGAAAGAUAUGUCAGAGGAUGAAAAUGUACCUAAAAUUAUUCAUCAGACUGGAGACAUCCUUUCAGCUGAUGAAAAUUCAAAUCAAGGAAGUACAUUUAGUAGAAGUAGUAAUAAUAACAAUAAUAAACGAGGAAAUCGACGAACUUACUAUGCUGACGACGAUUACACUGCUUCAGCUGAUGAAGUUUCGGAUGUUUCUUCUGAAACUAAUCUCACAAAAUCAUCGGCAUCGUUCAGACCCAAAAGAAACAGAAAGAAUUUCUGGGAAGAACACAAAAAUGAUAAAAUUAGAACUCGCAAUCAAAAACGAAGCCGUUCCAAAAGUCGUUCAGCCGGUCAAGUAUCAGAAGUUUCAAACUAUUCAGACAUUUCUGAAGCUUGUAAUGAUUCAGAGUAUCAAAUUCCAUCUGAUGAUGAAUCACCUGAAGAGCUUGAUGAUCAAGAUGAGGGAAGGGAAUUUGGAGAUAGUGAAACUGAAGAAAAUUACGAUGAUGAAAGCAAUCAAAGUGAAGCAGCUGAUAAUUCUAAUGACUCUGAAGACUCCAUAGAUAUAAAAUACAGUCCGAUCAAAACAAGACACGCUCGAAAGCGAGUGACAUAUUUUGAUAUGAAACAUAUUCGAGGACGUCGUAUAAACACCAUGAACGAAGGUACUCGAAAUUUUCGUCUAGUAUCAACACAAGGUUAAUUGUUAAACAUAACAUACAGUUUCUUUCAAUUCACUGAUGUGGAGAAAUUACAACAUUAUCCUUUUUUGUAUUUGCCGAUCGAAAGAAGAAAACAAGAUUUAAAGGCGUUUAUUUAAGCUCCUAGCUUUUAAGCGAAAAUUAUUAUUUGAAUUUUUUUAUAAUCUUCUUCACAAAAACUUUCAUAAAUACCUGCCUAGGUAUAUAAAAUCGUCUUCAUAAACUGGAUCAAAACGACUACAGUUAUUUAACUUUACCAACAUUAUUUUUACUCUUCAUUGCCCUUAUUUUUCUUCAUUCUUUAUUAUAGUAAAAAUACGUUUGGAAAAGUUAAAAAUAGAAUUUAAAAUUUAAAUACAUAGAUUACUACCUACUUAAGAAAGCCUCUACAUCAAGCUCUAAAAUAAUUUACACAAUAAAGAGUAAUCUAUAAUGAUAGAAAAAAAAUAAUUGCAGCAUAUUUUUAUUUUCACUAUUUGCAUAAUUUAUGACGAUGUGUGGAAGAUCUUAGCAAAAUUGUAUGAUUUUUGAAUAGUAAUAUUUGAAGUUCAUUCAAAAUAUGUGAUGGCUUCAAAAUACUUGGUAGCUAUGUAUCAUCUCAAUAUGUGGAAAAUUUUAAGGAUGAAAUCAUUUAAAUCGAAAUAAAUAAAUCAAUCAUAAUGAAUAAUUGUUAAUAACUUUAAU